Varroa destructor (honeybee mite) is the source of this 7216-nucleotide messenger RNA. Its product is annotated as heterogeneous nuclear ribonucleoprotein K-like. The record is from RefSeq and is a predicted model, not a curated record. Lineage: Eukaryota; Metazoa; Arthropoda; Arachnida; Mesostigmata; Varroidae. Gene Ontology annotation, molecular function: RNA binding.
UAGGGGCGCCGAUCGAUUGUUUGAGUCCGGCGUUGUGUGCGAUGCGAGCGAUUCCGCGACCCGAUCGAAAGUAACUAGCGCUACGACGAUCGAGUAGAAGUUGAUCGUAGACGUGCCGGUACCACCCUCACUAACGUCUAGAGUGAGCGCAUCCAUCUACGUUGUUUAUUACACGACGUUGUCCGCGUUUCUUCGCGCCGUGUGCGUUCCUGUGCUGCUGUUGCACCGCCAGCAGCGGCAGGCAGCAGAAGAAUCGUAUAUAGCGUAGCGUUGUCCAGCAGGGCAGCCCUCCCUAACGCACCCUCCUCCUUGCUGCUACUACUUUGCCCACCUUCAUUGUUGGGGCGUCCGUUCGACGAGAGUCGAUCUAUCUUCCUGAGUGUGUGAGUCCAUUCCGUAGGCUACUCGUCAUUGUCGUGGGUGUCUCGUGCAGUGAGUGCCUGUGCUUAAGUGCUAUUGCGACGGCCGCCGGUGUUCGUGCUGAUGCGAAGCUGUCGCGAGGCAUACGACUCAUCGGCGUUGUACCCUGCCUGCUCCGUGUUCGAUUGUAGUGUGGUGAUCUGAAGCUGUGGUGGUCGUGAAUCGGGGCCGUUGAGCGUCCCACCGGCAGGCAAGAAGCUGCAGUGUGAAUUAUUUUUCCCCCACUCCCCCCCCCCCCGCCUAUUCAUCUGGUGUGCUGGUAGAGCGUGUCAUUCGCGUCACUGUUGCGGCUAGUACGGCCUUUAAGUGAGUGAGUGAGCGAUCAAACGAACUAGCUCCCAGCGCAAAAUCCACUAAUCGUCACAAUUUGCUGACGCCGCUGCUGCGGCUACCGCCACGAGCCGACUCGAUCCCUAGCGAGUGUCGGAAAAUCCUCGAAUUUCGACUUCUGUGUGCGUGCCGUAUUAUAUCCGCUUUUCCCUCAACAACAACAGUUCGCCCCAAUUUAGCCGAUAAGCAUCUGUCUAGCAAGUGGCGUUAGUCUUCUUGACGCGUCGUUGCUGCUGCUAACGUGAUAAGGAAACAACACGGGCGGCAUGUUUCGCGGGCGAUAUGAUGGCCCCGGCGGCGGCGUUCAGCGAAAGCGUGCCGGUGGCGGAGACGACCUCGGCGGCGGGGUAGCGAAACGCUCGAAGACCGACGGCGUAUGGGAUCUGCGUUUUCUGAUUCCGUCGCAGCGAGCCGGUGCGAUUAUCGGCAAGUCCGGUAAACAGAUCGUCGAGCUGCGCAGCUCGUUCAAUUGCAAGCUCGUAGUGCCUGACUGUGAAGGUGUACCCGAGCGAUUGAUGCUGGUCCGCGUCAGCCGAAAUCUCCUGCCCCAGCUGCUUACAUCGAUACUACAGAAGCUAACGGGAUCCGAUGACAAUGAUUCGAAGACGCGCGCCGAGCUAAAGCUCCUCCUACACCAGAAGGAGGCGGUCGCUCUGAUCGGCAAAGGCGGCGCACGAAUCAAAGAUAUCCGUGAGAAGACUACGGCAUCGAUCAAGAUUUUUGAUAAAACGUGCCCACUGUCGUCGGACAAGGUAGUUCGAGUAGCUGGCACUACGGACGUGGUCACGGACGCCAUCCGUACAGUAUGUGAGUCGCUAGAAAACGAGGACGUGCAGAUCGGUGAUCAUUUCACUUACGACCCGGCUAAUUACGAGCCGUACACGGCGUACGAAUGGGGCGGCAUGGAUCCGUCCGACGAGAAUUUUGCCCUCUCGUCAAACCCGAAAGCACGUGCCGGGGGAAUGGGCGGCGCGAGGGGUAUGGUGCCGCCACCCCCACGCGACUGGGCACCGGCAUGGGGUCCGCCCGAGCGGGCUCCGGCGCCCCGCUUCCCCGACUACGGUGAUUAUGGCGACUAUCCUAGCUCGAUGCCGCGCGGUGGUGACUUUGAUCGCCGCGGAGGUCCGCCACACUCGCAGAACCACGGAGGCCGUGGGCCACCCCGCAACAACCCGGGCGGCCCUCGAAUGCCUCCUCGUGCGGGUCCUCCCCCCAGAAGAAACUACUAACACCCAUCAACCACCAACAAUUCAGCUUCCUUCCUCCCCGAAAAUAUCUAUCUGCUCACGACUAACUGAACUCGCCUGUCCUAUCCCCAACAGACCGUAGGAACACCAAAAACCGGCGAUCUAUAAUUUAGUGUCCGUAUGGGGCCCUCACCUUUUGCUCUCCAACAUGCUCCACCGUACUCCACCAUACUCCAACGUUCUCCAAUAUGCUCCAACGCCCGUUCUGAUGUCGCGACUGUCUGGGUUUCCCCACACCCCAAAGCCACCACCAAUCUGCCUUUAUGCCCCAUCGAAGAUACGGUAGAUUCUGUGAGCGCCCUGAACUAGGCUAGACAUGCGCCUACGCUUCGAACUAAUAAUCUCAGUUUCCAGUAAAUCUCCACGGCCACUUUUGUGUUUCACGAACGUCGAGAAACACGUCGGUUCAGAAACAUCUUAUUGCCUAGCACAGUUGCUUACCAUCCAGGGUAAAUACCCUUUGCUUCAAAGUGAUGAUGGUUGAUUUAGCCCCUGUUCAGCGUCCCCAGUCCCCAGAUCAGCAAAUGAGAGAAGCGAUCCCGUGACGAUUAAAACUCGACAUCGGAUACUCUUCUCCCUCCACCUAAACCUCCUGCCUAGACAAACAACUAUUGCAGCCCGACUAGCUGAAAAUGAUCCCGUACGAAAAAUAACUCCGUGAAAAAAAUCUGAAGUCCGUCGAAAUGGGCUUCCUUGCCGGAGAAGCUGUUGCCCUUGAACCACCACCGAAGGCCGAUACCCGAUAACUGUUCGGCAUCCCGACUAAUCGGAGACCCUAUUUUCACCAACCACAACCACCUGACUCGCCUGAUUCCCAAGGACGUAACAUGAAUUUAGAAAUAGACGUGUCACAAAGGUCAACUCCCUUAUAUGAAUACGUUCACACCUAGAUGUAGUUCUACCUGUCUAUAUAUAUAUAUAUAUAUGCAUUUCGAAAUAGUGUCUGAUCGCACUGCUAUAUAAUCCAAGGUUGCUUAAUGGUAUUUCGAUCUAGGAUCUAUAAUUAGUAGUAACAUUUAUUAACAACAGUAAUAACAAUAUUACUGAAGAAAUGUCUCUAGCAGGAGAUUGAGCCAAGUGUCUUAAAGGCGUAUAUAAAAGUAUAUUCGUUACGCAUAUUCCUUCGUAUUAGUAUAUGGUUCCGCUGAGCGUUCGUCCUGUAGAAGAAGGAGCAACAGGAAAGCAAAAACAAACGACAAUAGCCACUUCAAGCCUCGAGUGAGUGACUUUGGAGUCGAGGGACACAGUGAUCCUCAUGGUCGGUGAGAAUUUAAAAAAUUAGUGUUUUUCUGUAGCUAUCACCAUUGUCUGUCCCUUAGUGUAUCGCAACGUUUAGGGCGGGCGGAAACAAAAAGAGCGAGCAGACAUGUGGAUACAGGGCAACGGUGAAAGUACUGCAGGUCGCCAGAUGUUAACAAAAAAUCGAUUAUACGUUGGGGUAGGUUGAAGUCAUUUUGAGUGGGUGAUAGAUGCGCGGAAAGAUGUACACGAUGCGUAGAGAAGGACGAAUUGGGGGAGAGAGAGGGACAGGGGAAUCGACUGGCUAACGUAUAGACAGACAAACCGAGAGAGGCAAAAUAACGCCUGAACAGUGACUGAAAAGGAAAAACGAGCAACGGAUUGAUUAACAUGCAUUGAAGCGCACGUAAACCACGACGGAACUUCCGUAGCUUUUCCCCUUUCUAAGUCAAAGCGAAGAACAUAUACAAAAUAACAAAAUACCAGUAUCAAAACAAACAAAUAAACAAGAAAACAAUAUUUAACUCAGUCAAGCAUUGCGGAAUAGACGCGUUAAAAAAUGUUCUCACACACAGAGACACACACAGAGACACAUAUGCAGAACAUAUAAGAGAAAACCUACUUUGUAUGUACAAUAAUAAUAAUAUAACAACAAAAGAAACAUCCACAACGGUGAAAUAAAAACAACACACACGCCGCUUAUUGUAAAAGACCGGAGUGAAACCAACGAAACGUGGAAAAGUAAUAGUGAAAAUAACCAAUACAAAUUUAACAAAAAAAAUACAAAUUUCCAAGCAAUUAUUAUUAUUAUUAUUAUUAUAUAUUAGCAUUCUUGUAGAAUGGCUUUCAAUGAUAUACUGUCCAUUACUACUAACUGUACAUUUGUGACAACGACCAUUCGUGUGUCGCCAGAAUUGAACAGAAGGGGGAAAACCACAGUGAAAACAAUUAAAAUUAUGAAAAAAGUAGAAAGGUGUAAGGGGGAAUUGACCAUACAUAUAUACAUAUUCUGGGGAAUAUUAUGUCGACAGUGAUAAAAUGGUGAAUGAUCAUGAUGAUGGUGCCAUUGGAGGCCAGCUUUAUCUAAUUUAGCAAAAUUUAACUGGCGCAAAGCUAGUGAAGCUGUCAGUGGCGAUAGAAGAAAAAUCCCUGUAUCCUUCUGGUAACUUACCUUCCCAGUGUGUUGUAAAAGACUCCUCUUACCUUCACCUCCUAAAGCUGCGCUCUUUCUUUGUUUAGUAUUUUGUUAUUACUGCUAUGAAUAGGAAACGUAAAAAUUUCAAGAUCCUUAAAGAUUAGUUUACAUUCCCUUCUUUCACAUAUUCUCUAAAGUACACCUGUUAUUACAUAUGUAAGAUACAGAAACAGCAGCACACCAUAGACACAAAAUAUGGCACGCAGGUACUUGCUCAAUUUCCCAUAUUGGGGUAUAAAAAUGUACCGAAAAUUGGCUACUUGUAGGUUGAUUACCCCAUGUAGACACGCAGGGACUGUUUUAUAUCAAGUUGAUAUAUACUUAUGAGGUUAUCGCUGGCGUCUGUUCUUGUCAAUUCAGCUGAGGAGGCAAUGUAGAGGGGCGAUCUUUUAAUUAUUGCGACUUCUGAGUAACAUAACACGUGUCGAGUUUUUUUUGGAGAGAAACCCAUGUACCAUACCAGAAAUACACAUACCAUAUAAAUCACCCGAUGGUAGAAGCAGAGUCGACAAAUCGUCAACACUCAGCUGAUAGCAUCUGAUUUGACCGAUACACAGAUUAUAGUUAAUGAUGUAGUUUAUUCAUCUGAUGACUGGUCUGGUUGAAAACAAGCGUUUGAUGAGCACCUCGAGCAAAAUUUCUUAUAUAACCACCUAUAUGCCCUGAACCAUUAUCAGAUUUGAAAGAGACCUGUUUAUUAAUAAUCCCCGUAUCGAUGAACGUCAAAGAGAGACCAUAAUUGAUACAGUAAAAUAGCCGAGAGACAAAGACAAAUACAUCUAACUAAAGUAUAUAAACACAUACCGAGGGAGAUGAAGUAAAUAUUCUAUAAACAGACGCAAGGUAAAGGUAGUGAAGGCAAGAGGUGUGACGUGAUGCUCCGUGAAUGCAUUCAGAUUACACAUUGAAACAAAUAGAGCUGAGAAAGAAAACGCAAAUGAAGAAAAAGGAAAAAUAACAAGAACACCUGUAACAACAACGAUAUAUUAUUGAUGCUAUAUCAUAUACGAACGAAACCACAAUACAAUUACUAUUAUUAUUAUCUCAUUAGUAUUAUUAUAAUUAUUACAUUGUACCAAUAAGGAAACACUACAACCAUUAUAUACAAUGAUAUCGAAACGAGAGGAUGAUUAAAACGGAAAAGGAAGAUGGACAAGGCUAAAUAAAGAUGAAACGUUUCUCCCCAAUUGCCAUAGUUCCGUUAUUGUUAAUUCCCGAUCACGCAAUACUUCGUCUUUUGUUAUUGGAAUUGUUAAUCCUACUACUGUAUUUAGACUGGAAUGAACGGUUUAAUUCCAAAGCCUCCUAUCCCCUAGUCCCUUUUGCAAUGUAACGUUCUUCCAAUAAAUUACAUUAUAUGUACGUACGUACGUUAGAAUACAGCAUGUAUUCUAGUUGCUCGUUGUAUCUCACUAGAGUUAGAAUGUAUUGUCAUGGUAUAUGCUAUUGCUACUUGUGUAACAAUCUCCAGUGGAUAUGUCACCUUCUAUAAAUUGUGCAUAGCCAUUCACAAUUCUGUUUGUCGCAGCUGUCUUUAAUAAUUAAAUAGUUGCGCCAUUGGUCUGUCCGUCUAUUGAUCGAUAUAAUUGUUGUGCUAUAACAAUAAUGCCGAUUGUCGUUGUAAACUCAACUAAAAUUCCAUUACUGAACAGACACACGGUUGGACAUAUCUUCGAGAAGCAUUCCGGUGUCGUCAAUGGGAACAACUAUACAUACAUAAUAGAAUAUAAUUACUCGUUUUUUAUAAAGUCAGUAUGUUCAUACUGACUUCUCUGGUGCGCCGCACUUGUUUGUUUUGCACUAGUAUUGAUUUAUGUUAGACAUAAAAAUGUUUAUAGGGAGUAUACACAGACACGCAAUUGCUCAUAAUCGCCUCCGCUCCCCUGCUGCGCUCUGCGUUCUAUUUAACCCCACUGUCCCACGCUCCCUGAUAUGCUCCCAGCUGAUGCCGUACCCCACGGCAUCUAUAUACAGUAUAGGCGAUACUGCUACAUUGUUAUUUCGAUCUGAUUCUAUUAUUGUUGGCCCUGUUUUUAUAAUUUACAGCUAACGAACGAGGGCAUAUUGAUUUUUUAUCCGUGAGAAUUUUUUAAUGGACGAACUGGUACGCCAGCGACAAUCAAUCAUCUAGGUGGUCUUCGUGGUUGGUCUCCGAUCUGUGACAAAUAGAAAGAAGACGGAAUAACGUGAAUUCUUGCGCCUCAUGCCCCGACGCCCCCGACGAAAUCUGCUCACCCCGCACAUUUGUAGUCCCACAGAGGUCCCCGUUCUAAUCCUAUUUCUCCCGCAGGCCGUGGUGGUUCUCCUCCCCGAUCAGCUCUCAGCUCAGCUCUCCGAUCUCCGAUCUGUUCCGCCAAAAGCAGAAAACCAAAAGAACGACCUGAGAAGCAUACGUUUGCUGUGCAACUUACUGCUAACUAAAUGACUAAACUGGUAACUUUGGGUAGGUGAAUUCGCACUCAUUUGACUUGACUUUUUAUGCGCCCCAUUUUCUUUACUUAUACGUCUGCCAGUACAUAAUAUGAUUAACUUGUUUAGCAUAUGAACCUAUUUUAAUAAUUGUAAUUAGCACUGUUUUGGGUAUUCAAAGUAGGCGCGUGUCUUCUUGCCAACGGAGAUGGACAAUAACGCUCACGGCUGAUACUCAGUACUCAGGCGCGGUUUCGUACGUAUGUCUUCUUGACACAAAAUUGCGAUUAUUCUUUAGGGGGAAAGGCUUUUACGUCUUUAAGCCUAUAGCUACGAAGUUACUAUUUUUUUUAAAUGUUUUACCAACUUUUUUCAA